AUGUCUUCCUCCAGUGACUGCCCCCAAGACGCAGAAAUAAUUUUGAGUGAUGAAGAAGAUACAGAAAUAAAACAAACAAUCUGCCAUGAAGUGUUUCUAAGCUUCAGAGGCGACGAUACGCGCGCUUCCUUCACUUCACACCUCCACGCUUCUCUUCAAAACGCCGGAAUUGAUGUUUUUAAGGACGAUCAUUCUCUUCAAAGAGGAGACGACAUUUCAACUUCACUAUAUCGAGCAAUCGAAGGCUCUCAGAUCUCUGUUAUCGUUUUUUCAAUCAAUUACGCAGGAUCGCGAUGGUGUUUGAAAGAGUUGGUGAAAAUAAUGGAGUGUCGCAGAACCAUGGGCCAAAUUGUUCUGCCGGUGUUCUACGGUGUAGAUCCAUCUGAAGUACGUCGUCAAACUGGUGAAUUUGGAAUAGCGUUUCGUAAUCUUUUGGAUAAGAUUUCAAUGGAGGAGGAAUAUAUUGCAGCUUUGACAUCGCUUCGUCAGGCUGCUAGCCUUGCCGGCUUCGUAAUCCUAAAUUCCAGGAAUGAAAGUGAGGCUAUCAAGGAUAUUCUUGAAAAUGUUACACGAUUGCUUGACAAGACAGCCUUAUUUAUUGCUAAUAAUCCUGUGGGAGUUGAAUCUCGAGUUCUAGGUAUGAUUAAGCUGCUAGAACAAGAUAGUACUAUCCAACAAUCAAAUGAUGUUCUCCUACUAGGGAUGUGGGGUAUGGGUGGAGUUGGUAAAACAACUAUUGCAAAAGCCAUUUACAAUGAAAUUGGCCGCAAAUUUGAAGGUAGAAGCUUCCUAGCAAAUAUUAGGGAAGUUUGGGAGCAAAAUGUUGGACAAGUUGGUUUACAAGAACAACUUAUUUUUGAUAUCUGCAAGAAUAUGACUUCCAAAAUACAUAGCACUGAAUAUGGAAAAAUCAUUUUAAAGGAAAGACUCUCCUAUAAAAGAGUAUUGAUUAUCCUUGAUGAUGUGAAUGCAUUAGAUCAACUGAAUGUUUUGUGUGGAAGUCGUAAUUGGUUUGGCUCAGGUAGUAGAAUAAUCAUCACAACAAGAGAUAGACAUAUACUUUGUGGAAAUAGGGUUAACCAAGUGUACGAAAUGAAGCAUAUGGAUGAAAGUGAAUCAAUUGAGCUAUUUAGUUGGCAUGCAUUCAAGCAAGCAAGUCCUACAGAAGAUUUCGUUGAAAUUUCCAAAAAUGUAGUUGAGUAUUCUGGGGGAUUGCCGCUGGCUCUGGAAGUCCUUGGGUCAUAUUUGUUUGAUAGGAGGCUAACCGAGUGGCAUUGUGUAUUGGAAAAACUCAAAAAAAUUCCUAACGACCAAGUACAAAAGAAGCUGAAAAUAAGCUACGAUGGUUUAAAUGAUGAUACUGAGAAAGAAACAUUCCUUGACAUAGCUUGUUUCUUUAUUGGGAUGGACCGAAAUGAUGUUAUGCUUGUACUAAAUGGUUGUGGACUUUUUGCAGAAAUUGGAAUAAGUAUUCUGAUUGAGCGAAGUCUUGUAACUGUUGAUGAUAAGAACAAGCUUGGAAUGCAUGAUUUGCUGCGAGAUAUGGGAAGAGAAAUCAUUCGUGAGAAAUCACCAGAGCCUGAGGCACGUUGCAGGCUGUGGUUUCAUGAUGACGUGCAUGAUGUAUUAUUAGAUCAAUCUGGAACAAAAGCUAUAAAGGGACUGGCUUUGAAGUUACCAAAAGCUAAUGCAAAAUGUUACCGGACUAAUGCAUUUAAGAAGAUGACGCAACUAAGAUUGCUUCAACUUGUUGGAGUGAAACUUGAUGGAGAUUUUGGAUAUCUUUCAACAAAACUGAGGUGGCUAUCUUGGAAUAAAUUUCCUUUAACACAUUUACCUACAAGCCUUUGUCAAGGAAAUUUAGUUUCCAUCGAGUUAGAGAACAGCAAUAUCAAAAUUCUGUGGAAAGAGGCCCAGAUGAUGGAAAAUCUUAAAAUUCUCAAUCUUAGUCAUUCACAUUAUCUGACACACACUCCUGACUUUUCAUACAUGCCUAAUCUUGAAAAGCUAGUACUUAAGGAUUGCGCAAUGUUGUCUGAGGUUUCUCCUAGCAUUGGAGAUCUCAAUAAAAUUCUUCUGAUAAAUUUGGAAGACUGCAUUAACCUUUCUAGCCUCCCAAGAAGCAUCUACAAGUUGAAAUCUUUGAAAAUUCUCAUUCUUUCUGGUUGUAUAAAGAUUCACAAGUUGGAAGAGGAUUUGGAACAAAUGGAAUCUUUGACCACACUGCUUGCAAAUAACACUGCAAUAACAAAAGUGCCCUUUUCAGUGGUAAGGUCCAAAAGCAUUGGAUAUAUUUCUAUGUGUGGCUAUCAAGGAUUUUCCCGUGAUGUGUUUCCAUCUAUCAUUUGGUCUUGGAUGUCACCAACAAAUAAUGUCACAUCUCUAUUUCAAACACCUGCUGCCAUGUCAUCCCUUGUUUCUUUUGAUGUACCAAGUAGUAGUUCUGAUGAACUAUCGUCUUUUUGUAACCACCUUCCUAGGCUUCGAAGUCUUUGGGUGGAUUGCAAAUCUGAAGAUCAACUUUCUCUAGAUUCAAAAAUAAUUGUGGAUACUUUAUAUGCCACAGUUUCUAAGGAAUUGGAAUCAACUGCUACUACAUCACAAGUAUCAAAUAUGACUACUACAUUAAUUCAACGUUGCACUCAAGUUCAGGUUUUGGGAUCAAAAGAUUCCUUGAAGUCUCUUUUAGUUCAAAUGGGAAUGGAUUGCCAAGUCACCAAUAUUCUCAAAGAGAAAAUUUUAAAGAAUAUGGAUGUCAAUAGGAGUGGUGGUUGUUUGCUCCCUGGUGAUAGUUAUCCAAAUUGGUUAACCUUUAAUUCUGAAGGUUCUUCGGUAACUUUUAAAGUCCCUCCAGUGGAAGGGCGUAACUUGAAGACAAUGAUGUGUAUUGUCUAUACCUCCACCCCAGAUAGCAUAACAACAGAUGGCCUUAAAAAUGUGUUGGUGAACAAUUACACAAAGGCCACCAUUCAGCUCUACAAGAGAGAGGCAUUAGUCUCCUUUGAAGAUGAAGAGAGGCAGAGAGUAGUAUCAAGUUUAGAACCCGGUAACAAAGUGGAGCUUGUGUUUGUUUUUGAGAACAGUUUCAUUGUGAAGAAGAUAGCAGUUUAUCUUGUAUACGAUAAACCAACUAAGAAUCUAUAUCAUUUACCAGAUUUGAAUGCCAUUGCUUGUAGUGAUGAUGAAAAUGAAUGCUCUACCAAGAGAUUUCAUACUCAAGAAGUGCCUUCGGAUGACUUCAAUCAGAAUAGAAAGAAGAAAAGUCGAGUGGAAUGA
Lathyrus sativus (Indian pea) is the source of this 3276-nucleotide messenger RNA. The record is from the annotation of a GenBank genome assembly. Lineage: Eukaryota; Viridiplantae; Streptophyta; Magnoliopsida; Fabales; Fabaceae.